AUUAUUGUCGCGUCGCGCAUAAUGUGUCGCAGCUUGCAUGUAAUUUUCUAGAUCUUGCAGCCGCCUCGGCUGACAUACUCGCGCACUAAAUAACAAAAAAUAAAUAAAAAUGUCUGAAAAAGACAAAAAAGGAAACAAAGCACUCAAAAGAAAUAAUCAGCUCUUCUAUUGCAGUUUUUCUUAUUCUUAUUCUCAUUCUUAAUAGGAUACUAAAACCAUUUAUGUGUUUUUUUCAUAUUUUCCUUGAAAAUAUUAAAAGCAAAACAAAUAAGUAACUGGGAAGUGUGCUGGCCAACUUCGGCCAAGUGAAUUUCAACUAAUUUCUAUUUUGUUUUAAUUUUUUUCCUUUCGUCUUCUUAUAGAGUGGGCCGCACCCAUCGAUCCAAACCCCUCGAUCCGUUUGGCUAUCGAACUGUAGAGCAAGUCAAACAUGGAACAAUCGGUCAGCGACAAUGAAAAUGCCAAGUGCGAGUACGAGUACGAGUAGCUUUUUGCCGCCGCUGCGGCUUUCGAACAAUAUUUUUAGUUGUACUUUUCAUUUUCUAUUUAUUUAACUGCCAGCAGUGGCAGCAGACUUGAGUCUUGAGUCGGCCAACAAACCGCAUGCACGCUCGCUUUACAGGCUUCUUUUUACCACGGAAAAACUAAGGGGACUUUGGCGGGCAAUGGGUUUUUCCAGACGAGACGAGACGAGACGGCACGCCAAUGAAGCGAGAAAAAUUACUGUUUGUAAAGCAGAUAACCAGACAGCUUUGGGCUACAAAUCAACAACAAAUCGAAUGAAAUCUGCGAAUAAAACCCAUUUUUUCCAACUUGCUUAAUGCUAAUACGAGGAUUUCUCGCCAUACUCCUGCUGCUCCUCCGCCUGCUGUUUCACUGCACCCAUGGCCACGUCCUGGUCAAGGCAAGUGAGACACGGCCACCUGCACAAACGAAUGGUUAAUCCGCGAGAGCUCCUCAAUGAUUUUGCAGCUAUCCAGGGAGCAGGAACCGCAAACGUUUCCCCCAAAAAUGCUGGAAUAUCGCCUGCUUCGCUGUACGACGUUGGUGGAUCAGGAACGGGAGCGGGAACAGGAGCGGGAACAGGAGCGGGAACGGGAGCGGGAACAGGAGUGGGAACAGGAGCGGGAACAGGAACUAGAACUGGCACUGGAACCGGCGUGGGAACUGAUUCUGGAGCCAAGCACAACACGCAAAACAACUGCGAUGGUGGUGGUCCAAAUGGCAGCGGAAUUAAUGCCAAGUGCAAUGUUAAUUCCGUCUUUACGCCCGGUGAUCCCAAGCAAAAGUCCUCUGCGAUAGCCAUUAAGGCUGCCAAUGAUGCCAAGGCGGCCAGUGAGGCGCAAUCGGCCGCCGGACAGGCUGCAGCCCACCACAUCAAGCUUGAGCUGGCCGAGAAGGCCUUCCAGUCGGCCAAGGCCGCCGAGGCAGCCCUGAUGGGCAAACAGAUGAUGGUGGAUCAGCUGGAGCAGGAGGUGCAGGAGGCCACGGCCGUCGUGGAGGAGGAGACUAACUCCAUUCACCACACGGAGGCCAAUAUGAAUGCCGCUGUGGAGGCGGCUCGAGCGGCCACCCAACAAUUCGAGGCCAUCAGCGAGCUGCAGAGGACUGCCCGCGAAGCGUUGGCCAAUGUCCAGGCGGUGGCCCUGGGAUCGCAGCAGGAAUUGGCCGCCAAGACGCAGCUCCUCGAGGCCGCCCGCAAUCGGAUGGGCGUGCUCCAGAAGCAGCUGGUCAGUGCCCACGAUGACUACGAGAAGACCAAGCAGGCGGCCUACAAGGCUGCCUGUGCGGCUGUGGAGGCCAAACAAAGGGCUGGCAGUACUUUGUCCCAUUAUUAUAUUUUUUAAAUUAAUUAUAAUAUUUUGGAAUUCAUGAUUUUUGUGAUCUGCCUUUCCAAAAUAUAUUUUCAGUAAUGGAUAAAUAAUGUGAAUAAUGUGACCUGCCUUUCCAAAAUAUAUUUCAAGUAAUGAAACCGAAGUUUUCUUGGCCAUUUCAUUAACCUUAUU
Molecule: messenger RNA, 2006 nt
Organism: Drosophila gunungcola (fruit fly)
Lineage: Eukaryota; Metazoa; Arthropoda; Insecta; Diptera; Drosophilidae
Product: merozoite surface protein 2
Exons: 3
Coding region: 885-1847 (320 amino acids)
Source: RefSeq, a predicted model, not a curated record